Molecule: messenger RNA, 4868 nt
Organism: Euleptes europaea (tarantolino)
Lineage: Eukaryota; Metazoa; Chordata; Lepidosauria; Squamata; Sphaerodactylidae
Gene: COL16A1
Product: collagen type XVI alpha 1 chain
Exons: 66
Coding region: 1-4608 (1535 amino acids)
Source: RefSeq, a predicted model, not a curated record
AUGAGCCCUGGGGAGAAAUGUCCAGAAAUGCGGCAGGAAGGUCUCCGGCUGGACCCAGGCAGUGACAGCCAUGUGAAUAUAACUGGAUUUAAUCUCAUCAGAAGGUUUGGCCUCCUGAAGACCUCAGCCAUCAAGAAAAUUCGCAAUCCCAAAGGGCCCAUGAUCCUGCGUCUGGGUAGCACCCCUCUGGUCCAAACUACAAAACAGCUGUUCCCCCGGGGUCUGCCUGAUGAAUUCACCCUGGUGAUCACUUUACUUCUGAAGAAGCAGACGACCAAAGAGAACUGGUAUCUUUUCCAAGUCACCGAUCGUCAGGGAUACCCCCAGCUCUCCCUGGGGAUCAACAGCAAAGAACGAAGCCUGGAGUUCCAAGCCAAGGGCCGGGAUGAAGAGUUCAUCAAGGCGGUCUUUGCCGGCAAAGGAGUCUCCUCUCUUUUUGACUUGAAGUGGCAUAAGAUGGCCCUCAGCGUCCAAAACCAGGUGGUUUCGGUCCACGUGGACUGCAGUUAUAUCUUAUCCAAGCCGCUGCCACCCCACCGGCAGUUGGUCAGCGAAGGCAACGCGUUUGUUGGACUGGAUGCUGUUCAAGGUGCUCCUGUCUCAUUUGAUAUUCAGCAGCUGCAUAUUUACUGUGACCCAGCCAUGGUGAUGCAGGAGGGAUGUUGCGAGAUCUCCGAUAAUGGGUGCUUUCCCGAAGCCUCCAAAACUCGGCGGGAUGCAGAAAUCCUGCAGAGCAAUGACCUGGUAGAGAUCAACCCUCAAACUGAAGGCAAGAUCUAUUCGCGUUGCUUCUGCUUGGAGGAAACUCAAGGCAAGCAGGAAGAGUUGAAGGUUUCUGGGAAGAUUGGUGAGCAAGGGGAGAAGUGUCCCCCAUGUCCACAGAGGUUGCAACAUGCAAAUGCCACGCUGGGUUCUCCUGGCUUAAAGGGUGGAAAAGGCGAACGUGGACCUCCAGGGCCAUAUGGACCUAAAGGAGAGAAAGGGGACCGUGGCGCAGACUGUGUCCGGAUCUCACCUGAAGCUCCACUAAAGGGGCCACCCGGAUUGACAGGAAGUGGCGGACAGAAGGGUCAGAAAGGUGACAAGGGAGACUUCGGCUUUCAAGGCAAACCCGGAACCCCAGGGCGCGACGGACGGCCUGGAGAGAUUUGCGUAGUGGGACCCAAAGGCCAGAAGGGUGAUCCGGGAUUUGUUGGACCUGAAGGGCUUGCUGGGGAGCCAGGACCCCCAGGCCUGCCAGGGACCCCUGGAGUUGGCUUUCCAGGAAAACCGGGCGAUCCAGGUGGCCCCCCAGGCCCGAAAGGAGAAAAGGGAAAACCAGGAGGUCCUGGCCUGAAGGGAGAAAAGGGUGAUCCGUGUGAAGUUUGUCCAACCAUCCCGGAAGGUUUAACCAACGUAGUCAGCCUCCCUGGAAAACCAGGACCCAAGGGGGAACCUGGGCCACCGGGGAAGCCAGGCAAAUCGGAUCAGCCUGGCCCUUCAGGACCCAAAGGCGACAGGGGAGACCCUGGGAUCAACGGAAUCAAAGGGGAGAAGGGUGAGCAAUGUCUUUCAUGCAGCCCCGAGGCCCUUGCGUCCACGUUGCAGUCUCCUGGAAAAGAAGGGCCCAAAGGAGAACCAGGACUGCCGGGAGAUAUCGGACCUAUAGGACCUAUGGGAAAACCUGGUGGCCGAGGGACCAAAGGAGACAACGGAGAUACAGGAACCAAAGGCGAGAAGGGAGAACCUUGUGAUCAGUGCCCUUCUUCUCUUGAAGGUGGGACGACGGUGGUUGCUGUGCCGGGGCCUCCGGGAAAGAAGGGAGAGCCAGGGCUUCCUGGCACUGGGCUUCCUGGCAAACCAGGGAAACCUGGAGAAACUGGAAUGAAAGGGCAGAAGGGUGCCACAGGAAACCCGGGUGAUCCUGGUACACCGGGUCCAGCGGGCGUGCCUGGCCUUGGGGGCGAGCCGGGAGUCAGAGGGCCGACGGGGACCAAAGGUGAAAAAGGUGACGCUUGUGAAUCCUGCCCCAGCUUCACUGGAGACCUGUCUGGCUUAUCUGGGAUCCCGGGGAAACCGGGUCCAAAAGGGGACCGUGGACUUCCAGGUGUGGGACAGCCGGGCAAACCUGGUAAACCAGGACUACCAGGAAUUCAGGGACCUCCUGGCUUGAAGGGGCUGCAGGGGGAGCCAGGUCCCCCUGGGGUAGGAAUCCAGGGUCCAGAGGGACCCCCGGGGCCUCAGGGACCACCAGGAAAAGUUGGGGGAAGGGGUGAAAAGGGCUCUCCAGGUCUGAAAGGUGCCACAGGGGCCCCCGGACCUCCUGGAACCAGCAUCACUGGCCCACCAGGGCGAGAAGGUCAGCGGGGCCUCUCAGGAAUUCCUGGCUCCAAUGGUUUAAUGGGUGAAAAGGGAACCAGAGGUGAAAAGGGUGAUCCUGGGGAAUGUACCUGCACGCCCAGCUCCCGUGUGGAUCCGAGCCACAUCGGUCUUCCGGGAGCCCCAGGACUGUGGAUCGGGACUUCCUGGCAGCCUCAGCCGGGCCCUCAGGGACCGCCAGGCGCUCCAGGACCACCUGGCCCGCCAGGAGCUCCUGGGAGACAGGGCAUCCCAGGACACAAUGGCUUGCCGGGACUGCCUGGGCCAGCGGGAAACUCGGGACCGCUGGCUGCUGAGAGCAUUGAUGUGCUCAGGAACAUUUGUGGGGAUUGUGCUCACUUUCAAUCCCUCCCGACCCCUGGGGGAACCAAAGGGGAGAAGGGAGACCAGGGUAUGCCGGGAGCCCCUGGCAUAGAGAACUGUGCACGGUGCUUUGCCCAGUUCCCCAGAGCAGAGGAGGCUCGGGGAGAGAGCGAGAACGACCAAGAUUGUGCUGGAGGACCUGGCAUUCCCGGGAUCCCUGGCAUACGCGGUGAAAGAGGGGAGCAGGGCCCGCCUGGUAUGAGAGGCCUUCCUGGACCGCCUGGGCCCCCAGGUUUUCCUGGAACGCCUGGCGCACCUGGAUUACCUGGCAUCCAGGGCGAACGUGGACCAUCUGGGUUCCCUGGUUCCAAAGGAGAAUCGGGUCCUCCAGGACAGCCCGGAUAUCCCGGUGCAAUGGGCCCCCCUGGGCUACCCGGCGCUAAAGGGGAAAGAGGUUACACUGGUCCGCCAGGUGAAAAAGGAGAAUCGGGUCCCCCUGGUUUGGAUGGUCCCGUAGGUCCAGCUGGGCCAUUGGGUCCAAGAGGAGAGCGAGGACUACCAGGCAGCGCAGGAGAGAAAGGCGAUCAGGGAUUUCAAGGCCAACCUGGUUUCCCGGGGGCACCUGGACCUCCAGGUUUUCCAGGAAAAGCAGGAUUACCUGGACCUCCGGGGCCCCCUGCAGAAAAGGGCAGCGAGGGGAUGCGCGGCUCACCUGGGAUGACUGGCCCUCCGGGGCCUCCGGGACCUCCUGGGUUACAAGGCCCAGCUGGCUUGGACGGACUGGAUGGGAAGGAUGGAAAGCCAGGAUUACGGGGUGACCCUGGGCCCCCAGGACCUCCAGGAAGGAUGGGACCUCCGGGCUUCAAAGGGAAGACGGGCCAUCCAGGCCUUCCGGGUCAAAAGGGUGAUUGCGGACAACCAGGACCCCCUGGGAAUCCUGGCCGGACCGGGGCUGAGGGAGAGGCAGGUCCAAUGGGGCCUCAAGGUAGACCAGGUCCCCCUGGCCACGCUGGUCCUCCUGGAAGCCCUGGGCAGCCGGGCCCGGCUGGACUCACUGGAGUUGGACUGAAGGGUGAGAGGGGAACGACUGGAGAAAGAGGCCUCAGUGGGAUUCCAGGCCAGCCGGGGCCACCAGGCCACCCAGGACCACCGGGUGAGCCAGGCUCAGAUGGACAAACGGGCAAAGAGGGUCCAUCUGGAAAACCAGGCACCCCCGGACAAUCUGGACACAAGGGCGAACCUGGAGCUGCAGGGGAGAGAGGAUACCCCGGAGAGAAAGGCAGGGCGGGGAUGCCUGGGGGGCCUGGGAAAAGUGGCUCCAUGGGUCCCAUCGGGCCACGUGGCCCUGCCGGGGAGAGAGGACAGCCUGGCCCACCUGGUCCUUCAGGAAAUCCUGGUACCCCUGGAUUGCCUGGGUCAAUGGCAGAUGCUGUAAAUUAUGAUGAAAUCCGACGAUUCAUCAGACAGGAGCUGAACAAAAUGUUUGAUGAGCGGAUGGCGUAUUACACCUCCCGGUUACAGUUCCCUGUUGAAUUGGCGGCCCAGCCGGGAAGGCCAGGGCCCCCUGGCAAGGAUGGAACCACUGGGCGGCCAGGACCUCCUGGUGCCCCAGGAAUGCCUGGACAGAUCGGGAGAGAGGGGCGGCAAGGACUGCCAGGAAUGAGAGGUGAACCAGGUGCCAAAGGAGAGAAAGGAGACAAAGGGACUGGAAUUAUGGGAGAGACUGGGCCCCCCGGCACUCCAGGGAUGCAAGGACCUCCAGGAUACGGCAAGAUUGGUCUUCCAGGGCCAAUGGGCCAGCAGGGCAUCCCGGGCAUCCCGGGACCCCCAGGAGUAACGGGGCCUCCCGGAAAAGCAGGCCACUGCAACCCUUCCGAUUGUUUUGGCAUGAUGCCUCUAGAGCAGCCGAUGUAUCAACCCAAAAACAUGAAAGGGCCUUUAGGCUGAAGAGCCACAGGGACAUGGUUUUUUUUCUCCACCAAGGACUCCACUGGGAAUAGCCAAAGGUCUGGUCCUCACGACCUGUCGGGAAUUGAGAUUUUUUUUUUCAUUGCUGUUAAUAUUUUGUCUCCCCCUGCCCUCCAGUGGGGUUUAUCUUCUCAUGAUGGCAUUUUAAAAAGAAAAUAAGUGCGAGUGUUUGUGUAUGUCUCGUAUUCUAAAGAUAUUGUCAAUCUGUGGUCAGCAAAGCACAUUUUCGAAAUGGGGUU